Messenger RNA from Scatophagus argus, 1569 nucleotides. Its product is annotated as zinc finger protein 664-like. Gene Ontology annotation, cellular component: nucleus. The transcript has 2 exons. Lineage: Eukaryota; Metazoa; Chordata; Actinopteri; Scatophagidae. The record is from RefSeq and is a predicted model, not a curated record. Bases 144 to 1385 code for a protein of 413 amino acids.
CUGUCGGAACUUAAUAGCGUGACAUCCAGCGGAAGUAAACAAUACAGGUGCUAGUAGCUUUAGCUGCAAAAAUGCAUUGAAAUAGCUGGAAGACGACAUUGUAUCCGUAGUCCAGCUAAUUGUUCCGUCGUAAUUAAGCAACGAUGUCUUCAGUUGAAUAUUUGAGAGAGUUUGUGAACGAGCGACUAACUGUUGCUGCUGAAGAAAUAUUCAGAUUUUUAAAAAGCACUAUCGUCGAGUACGAGGAAGAGAUUGAACGUCAGCGCAGACUCCUGGAUAACGUUUGGAAAGCUGAGAUGAAUUUAGACAAGACAGAGCUCCCACAGCAACAUGUUUGUACAGAGGAGGAGGAGGAGGAGGAGAGGAACUCCAGUAUCGCUCAAGAGGACCCAGAGCCUCCACAGAUUAAAGAGGAACAGGAGGAACUCUGCACCAGUCAGGAGGGAGAGCAGCUUGGCCUGAAACAGGAGACUGAUAGCUUUAUGUUGACUCGUACUUAUGAGCAAAGUGAACACCAGCUCCUCUUUAACACCUCUCAUGGAACUGAGAGCCGAGAUCAGAAUGGAGGCGAGCAUGGAGACUCGGGAUCAACUAUAAAUGCAGAACCAGACCCGGACCCAGAAAGGCAUCAGAAAAGCGAAAGUCACAGUAAUAUAGCAUACAACUCAAACUUUUCAGAGAUUCACAGUAAUACUCACACGGGUAGAAAGUCUUUCAAAUGUGACACAUGUGGAAAGGCUUUUGACUAUGAGUCCAAAUUGAAUGUACACCGGAGGAGCCACACAGGUGAGAAGCCAUAUUGUUGUGACACCUGUGGAAAAAGAUUUAGUCAGUCAUCUUCACUGAAUGUCCAUAUAAGACUCCAUACAGGUGAGAAGCCAUAUUCUUGCAAAACAUGUGGGAAAGGUUUCAGACGUAGCCAUGGCUUGUUGGUCCACAUGAGAACGCACACAGGUGAGAGGCCGUAUUCUUGCAAAACGUGUGGUAAAGACUUUCCAUUUGGAGGAGAGUUGAAAGUUCACAUGAGAAUCCACACCGGGGAGAAGCCAUACCUUUGCCAUAUAUGUGGGAAGAGAUUCAAUCAGAAAUCAGAUUUGAAAAAUCAUGCAAGAAUUCACACAGGUGAGAAGCCUUAUUCUUGUAAAACAUGUGGAGAAGACUUCACACGUAGUAGUGUGUUGAAAGUCCACAUGAGAACCCACACAGGUGAGAAGCCAUAUUCUUGCAAAACAUGUGGAAAAGACUUCAGAGUGAGGGGUCACCUGACAAUCCACAUGAGAAGAGCCCACACUGGUGAAAAGCCAUACCUUUGCAAGAUCUGUGGGGAAAGAUACUAUGAUGCUUCUCAUUUGGCAAAGCACAUGAGAUCACAUACAGGCAAGUAGCCUUGAAACAACAAGGACUCAUAACUAAGAUGCUGUAGAAUUGCAGCACUUGUGGGAAAACUUUUAGUCCAGUCAUACUUGGAAAAAAAAAAACUUAGCAUCAACACACACUGGAGAAACCAUUGAGCUGAAACUCUUGUAGAGAUGUGUUCACCUACUGAAUGAAAUAAACUUAAGUAAGCUA